GCCCGCCCGCCGCGCUCGCGCUCGGCUCCCUGCGCCCGCCCCGCGCCCCGGGGCCCGCGCCGCGCGCGCAGCCUGGCGCCCCGCCCGCCGCGCCCCCGCCUGCGCCCCGUGUUCCUCUGGGCGCGCCAGCAGGACGGCCGCGUGCAGGCCGUGCACUGCGAGGACUACGACCCGCGCAACCGCAUCCGCCUGGCGCGCACGCCCGGCGGCUGGCGCGUGAUCCCGCGCACCGAGAUCUACAACGCGAUCCGAGUGCCGCCCGCGCCGCCGCGCGAGCGCAAGCGCGGCCGCACCGCCCGCAAGCGAGCUCGCGAGCCGGCCUGGCUCGCCCCUCCCGACCUGGAGACCCACAUCCCCUCGCACACCAUCGCGGUGCCGCGCUCGGCCGCGCCGGCGCCGCCGCCCGCGCCCCCGCCCCCGCCGCCGCCCGAGCCCACGCCGCUCGACAACCUGCUGGCCGUGGCCGAGCUCGAGUUCAACCAGCAGCGCGGCAAGGACCUCGAGCUGGAGGCCGGCGUGAACGACGCCUACGCCUUCCUGCCCGACGAGGCGGUCGCCCGGGACGUCAUGUCGUUCGAACUCGGGGAACCCCCCAAAACUACAGAGGAUAUGUUCUACGAUCGGAAAUCCCACGGGGAGGAGGACUUUCAGAACAAUUUAGUGGUCCAUAAAGACUUAUUUGAGACUAUCAGUGAGGCGCAUUAUUUGCCGGAGUUGAGCGGGCCCCACGACGAGGCCCUUCUCGAAUCGCUCGUAGAGAAAGGUUGUGAGGAUAAUCAAAUCCUGGGUCAGGCGCUGGAUAAGCUGGCGCACCUGGUAACGGGUGGCGGCGACUACGCAGAGGAGGAGGAAGACAUGCUGUUGAGUGGGGCGCCGGUGGCCGACAUUAUUGAUAGGCUGGAGUCGCUCGAGUCUCCCGGCCGGAGCAGCAUCACCGCAGCACAAGGCCUGCUGCAUCUGCACCACAUCGGAGACCAGCUUCAUGACAUCCAACCUGACCAGCAGACUGUCGAUCAAACCUACAUGUCAGACGAAGUGUUUGUUCCUGAAGUGUCCACGUUAACGUUGACUCAAGGUAGGGAACUUCAGGUCGCUAAUGAAAUUACUAGUAUGGAGUAUGAACAAGAAGCCGAGAAGACGCUAGGAGACGCCGUUGAAGCGACUGAAUCUAUGUAUACCGAUAUUAGUGAGCCAGUAAUUGAAGAGCAUUUGACUUACAAAGUGAAUUCCGAAGAGCAACUGCCAAAUCCUACGUUACCAGAAGACAGUGAGAUACCCGUGCCAACCGUAAUUACUACAGAUGCUGAAGCGUCUAAAGUUGAUGAACCGGUGGAAGAAAACGAGGAGGAGGUACCAACGUGCAUGAAAGAAGAAGUUACGCAGCCGGAAGGCCCUGGGGAAGACUCAGAAAAAGAACCAGAAACGGAAUCGGAAGACCCUUCGGUGUGUGAGUUAGUGGCUACUGAUCUUAGUUUAAAAGCAGUUCAGAAGCAAAAACAGGUGUUAAGUGCAGUGAUAGAUACGAGGCAUGUGGAGGAAAAUGAGACAAUGGAGAAGAGUGAAGAACUUCCGAGGGAUUUGAGUGUGCACCGGAGACUACCGACCCCCCACGCGUCGCCGCGGAGGAUUGACAUCCCGAGGGCACCGUCGCGGGAGUCGGACGCCAUGCAGUCCCCGCAGCCCAGUGGCAUCCCCGCCAUACCAUCAUCACCAGAAAUAUUCACGGCUCCGCAAAAAAGUAAACAGACGCUGUUUCUAGAAACGUUACUCUCUUCUCCAUCUCCAAAGAUGUACACGUCCGAAGUUACCAUCACAAAGCAACAAUGCGAGCCCCUUAAUUUAGGUAAACACAGAAAAUCUGCGAGUCCCACCGUCUCCAGUUGCUCAGACGAAAUGAGGAAAUUAAAUAAAGAAUUUGGUGAACCGCAGGAGAAAAGGAUAAAGAAUGAGACGGACUUAGUUAAAAUUAGUAAAGUUUUCAAAGGUUCAAAUGAAGACUCUAAAAAAUCGACGCAUAAGUCAAAUGAGGAUACGAGUCCAUUAAAACAAUUGCAAAUUUUAAAGACAACUGCAGACUUCAACAUUCCAGACCCGCUCUUAGUACCUAAAGAUAAAUUAAAUCACAUAUUAGCGGCACCCGGGCGAGAGAUCCCAGCCUUACUAAUACAGAGGCCAGAGCUCAGACUACCCGAGGCGUUCGCGUACCCCUCCAUUCUACAAGACCCAGAUAUACUAGUCAUAUCUUUGUCACAACUUGAAAAUAUCUUAGAAAAUGAUGCCAAAAAAUUAUCAACUCAUAAAGCUAAGGAACCUACGAUGCCAGAGCCUAUGAGAAUGUCGAGUAGCGACCCACCCAAGCCUGAAGUACGUAGUACUACCACUCCAGUGCCCGAUCAAACGGCACACCCUAAACCUAUACAAUUAGAUGCUUUAGCUACAGAUAUAGAUGCGGCCACCACGGCGGCGCUCAACCAAAUGUUCUGGCUCCCUUACUUAAAUCAGCUAGAAGUAAUGGCAGCUUGCUCUCAAAACAGCGAAUUCCUAAAAGCAAUGAGUGCUUCUGGCUACUCCGGGCAAAACUAUGCAGAGUUAUCUCAAAUGCUAAACGCGUCUCGCUUCAUGGGGCCCGGUGGAUUCCCAAUGAUGCCACAAAUGGACUACGACAACAGAAUGCAAUUCGCCAUGUGGCAGGAAGCUAUGAACCAGGCGAACGCGGCUGCCUCCCGGACGAAAUCGGAAGCCCAGAAAGAAGUGGCAUCAAAAUCUGCUGACGUCCAAAAUCCUUACGUCCAUUCCACGAAGAAUCAUCAAAGCAAAUCACAGUCUCAUUCGGCAGCACGAACUAGCCCGAUCGCGCACAACUACAAUAAUAAUCAGCGGUCUAUGGCCCACAAUCCAUUUUUCCAAAGCAUGUAUCCCGGGAUGAAUCCGAAUAUCAGACCGAACAUGCCGCUUCCGGGGCUACAGAUACCGUAUUUUAAUCCAAAUAUGAUGGGGAGCCAACGAUCACCUCGUACGAGCCAGCAGAAGAGCCCAACGUCGCCAUAUUAUCCAAAUAAUAAUUAUUUGCAAAGCGUGAAGCAUUCGGAGGCUACGCAUCAGCGCAGCAGUAGCACGGGGUCUCAGGAGUCUCCACGACCGCGGAUUAGUGUUAAAUCGCUCCAGAACCUUCUGGAGCCGACAGCGGCUGCGGCGUCCGGUGUAACGGCUCGGCGGUCCUCUGUACCAUCGUCGUCUCUGGGCCGUCGACGGGACGAGCCAGAGGUCGGCAGCACCACGCCGCUCGGCGAGCCACCACCGCAUCCCAUGCCGCACCCGCACGACCCAUCAACGUACCAUUUGUGGCAUCCACUAUUUGGCAAUCAAAAGGGCUACAACAGCCCGUGGAGUUGGACAACGGUGACCGCGACGGGCGACUGACCGCGCGCCCCGCGCGGGCCGCCCGCGCCGCCGCAGUGAGCAGGGGAGGGGGACGGGGCUGGAGGGUUACGUUGGGUUUACACUUUGAGGUUAUCUUGGAUUCUGAGGUUAUGUUUUGA
This is a messenger RNA of Cydia amplana, 3539 nucleotides long. RefSeq lists its product as uncharacterized. The coding region runs from base 568 to 3420 and encodes 950 amino acids. Lineage: Eukaryota; Metazoa; Arthropoda; Insecta; Lepidoptera; Tortricidae. The record is from RefSeq and is a predicted model, not a curated record. The transcript is spliced from 2 exons.